This is a messenger RNA of Salvelinus namaycush (lake trout), 3222 nucleotides long. RefSeq names its product UV excision repair protein RAD23 homolog A-like. The transcript has 9 exons. The record is from RefSeq and is a predicted model, not a curated record. Gene Ontology annotation, cellular component: cytosol; nucleoplasm. Gene Ontology annotation, biological process: nucleotide-excision repair; proteasome-mediated ubiquitin-dependent protein catabolic process. The coding region runs from base 173 to 1234 and encodes 353 amino acids. NCBI's taxonomy places the organism in Eukaryota, Metazoa, Chordata, Actinopteri, Salmoniformes, Salmonidae. Gene Ontology annotation, molecular function: polyubiquitin modification-dependent protein binding; damaged DNA binding; ubiquitin binding.
UGUCAUCAAAGAUGGCGAUUUGCUGAGUGCUCAUGGACUCAUCUCAUGGUCAUGGAUAAAUAUUCUCUUGCUUGAACUUGUGGUUAAAUGUAAUUUCUGUUUUACUUUUGAAUAUUUUUAAAAACAGCUGUAAUCGAAGCGCAAGGGGAAAACAGCGUGAGCUACCGCAACAAUGCAAAUCACGCUAAAAACACUGCAACAGCAGACCAUUCAAAUUGACAUAGACCCUGAUCAAACGGUGAAGGCACUGAAAGAGAAGAUCGAAGCAGAGAGGGGAAAAGAUAACUUCCCAGUGUCUGGACAGAAGCUCAUAUAUGCUGGCAAAAUCCUGCAAGAUGACACACCUAUUAAAGACUACAAAAUUGACGAGAAGAAUUUCGUUGUAGUUAUGGUAUCGAAGGCAAAGUCUGCCAUAGUUGCUUCAACACCUUCCUCAGAGGCACCCAAGGCCCCUGUCCAGGACUCUGGAUCGUCUGCGGGCCCGGCCCCUGCAGCCAUCCCUAUCCCCUCAGAGGAGCCCACACCUACAGUCGCAGAGCCCCCAGCUCCAGCCAGCUCCGACCCCAGUGUGGAGGUCCAGGGGGGAGAUGCCUCCUCUGCCUUGGUGACAGGAGCGGAGUAUGAGACCAUGCUGACAGAGAUAAUGUCUAUGGGUUAUGAGAGGGAGAGAGUGGUAGCUGCUCUCCGGGCCAGCUUCAACAACCCCCAUCGGGCUGUGGAGUACCUCCUCACUGGCAUUCCUAGCAGUCCGGUCCAAGAGACUAAUCCCCCAGCACAGCUUCCUGCAUCUGCCCGCACAGGCACAGAGACCCCUACUGUAGCUGAGGGAGAAAACCCUCUGGAGUUCCUGCGUUCCCAGCCUCAGUUCCAGAGCAUGAGGCAGGUGAUCCAGCAGAACCCCUCACUGCUGCCAGCUCUACUCCAACAGCUGGGCCGGGAGAACCCACAGCUCCUACAGCAAAUCAGCCAGUACCAGGAGCUGUUCAUCCAGAUGCUGAAUGAGCCGGCGGGGGAGGUAGGAGACGUGCCUGAGGUGGGGGACCUGGGUGCUGCAGUGGAGGAGGGAGCUCCAGUCAACUACAUUCAGGUCACGCCUCAGGAGAAGGAAGCCAUCGAGAGGUUAAAAGCGUUGGGUUUCCCCGAGGCGCUGGUGAUCCAGGCCUACUUUGCCUGUGAAAAGAACGAGAACCUAGCGGCCAACUUCCUCCUGAACCAGGGCUUUGAGGAUGAAUGAGAGGCGCUGGCCUGCCCUCCUCUCCAGCCCAGCACAAGGACUGCAUCCCACUGUAGAGCAAUGAUCUUCAGGUCAUUUCAGGGGGGGGGGGGGGGGGGUCUUACAAGCUACACAAAGUAUAUGUUGAUCUAAGGGUGAAAGAGGAAUUAUGAAAUCCACUUGAAUUCCAAUGGAAUGUGUGGGAUUUGUUUAGGGCAGAUAUAUAUUGAGAUUUUAGAAGAGCUUUGGGAAUGGGAAGGAGGGGGCUGAAGGGUUUGGAGUGUGUGCGUGUGUACAAGUGGAUGCCAUUCAAUUAAGGUGCAAAGUCAUUGAUAUGCAUAUCUAAGCUUGUUAAUGCUGUAGCUGGUUGUAAUGGAAGCACAUUCUCCUUGAUGCACUUCUACAAUGUUGGUGUAUUGAGGCAAGAGGGGAAAGGGAAACUAAACUGACGGUCAUGAAGAGUCCGCUUGUGGUCUGUUCAUUUGAUUGCACCAGUCCCUCACAUUUCCUUUGCCAUUCAAAAACCAACCACAUAGCAAAACACAUUUCUCAUCCCAUGAUAUUGUCAUACAGGCAAGUACAUUUUGCCAGUGGCCAGGCUAAGUUAUUUAUGAGGUCCCCUCACUUCACCUCAAAGCUAGCGCUUUAAUUUUCACUCAGAUGUCCAUGAUCUCUCUGGGUGUGGAAAUGCUCAACAUCCUGAGUAAAUCGAGCGGGAUAGAAUAACCAAAAUGACAAAUGGAUGUGUGUAUGCUCACAUAACCGUAUAGGUACAUUACUGUGUGGAUAUGUGUCUGAAAAUUAGGUUUUGCUGAAAGGUGCACAGUCCUCUCUAGUGUUAUGUGUCUGAUGAGCUGAGCAACGCUGACGUUACCUUUACAUAUAAUCCUCUGAAGGGGGGAGAGAGAGAUGGCAGGGACCAGUCCUGGGAUGCUGGAGUUACUCACUUACCUCUUUCCCAAGGCUGAGGAGUAGACACACCACCUUUCUCAUAGGAUCUGAUUAAUAGUACACACUAAGGGCAGCUCAAAUACAACGGGACCAGCUGGUCUUGAGACACUAAGGGCUGGAUUCAACCCGUAUCGUGUAAAAAUGUAAGGGUAAUUUCCUGUUGAGCUGACAUAUGCAGUAUUUACCAUGAAUGCAGUCUCGGCGACUGCGGGAACAUUGUCUUUAAAUUGUCAAUAGCGCUAUAAAGCGGAUAUUCAGCACUACGGAUUGAAUAGAGCCCAAAAUGUCCAGUAGGAACAAGGGUCCACAUGAAGGUUGUCCGUAUAAAGUCUUUAUUAAACCAGGACCCAGUCAUAGCCAAUCAUUGUCAUCAUCCACAGCCUGAAUGAGCCUAUUCAGACUAUUCAACAGUCUUUAGUGAUGAGGUGAAUCUGAAGUUUAAACCGGCUAUCACCUAGCUUUAACCACCUGUUUCCAACUGAGAUAGUUGACACAUGCCUUAUUACACUAACGAUUCUGUGUUUUGAGAUGUUGCUAUUGUGGGUUUUAUGAUAGAACCAAGAAAUGUGUGGUUUUAUGAAUACUCACUUAUCAAGGUAUGUUUUCUCUUUAACUUAACAUGGCAGGAGUUUAAUGGGUCUAUGAAGAGACAAGCUUUUAUGAGUUUGGAUUGAACAGAUGCAUACAAAUGUAUUGGCUUCCUUGCUAUUUUUACCCUGCGGGCACCUUCAACUUGCCACAAGUAGGAUCAACUACACUUGCCGAGAAUCACUUGCCUCAAACCAAAUUCAUUGUGAAUUUAGUUCAUGCCAUUUUUGACUUAAGUGAAACAUUUUCAGUUUUGAUUGAUUUAUUGGACCUUUGAAACAAAUGCACAUGUGAACACACAGUUUUCAAUCUCAACUUAUUUUAAAGGAAUAGUGAAUCAUGAAUAAGUGAUCAUGCCAAUAUGUUUGACUGCAUCUGUUUUUGUGAACAUGGCUUUCACUGACACUGGCAUUUUACAGCAUCAACAUGAUCCGCUUCAAUGCUCAGCUUCAUUAAACAUCAAUAUGUCA